CGCGCGGCGGUGUCUCCUGCUCCUCAGUCACGGCUCCGGCUCGGCCUCCCCGCUCCGCCAUGUCGGCGCCCGGCAGCGGCGGCGAGUUCGGGAACCCGCUGCGGAAGUUCAAGCUGGUCUUCCUGGGCGAGCAGAGCGUUGGGAAAACCUCUCUGAUCACCAGGUUUAUGUAUGACAGUUUCGACAAUACUUACCAGGCAACCAUUGGAAUUGAUUUCCUGUCAAAAACAAUGUAUCUUGAAGAUCGCACGAUCAGGCUGCAGCUGUGGGAUACAGCCGGCCAGGAGAGGUUCCGCAGCCUCAUUCCCAGCUACAUCCGUGACUCUGCUGUGGCUGUCAUUGUCUUUGACAUUACAACAGGUUCGGCUGCAGCUUUGGGACACAGCAGGCCAGGAGCGGUUCCGCAGUCUCAUUCCCAGCUACAUCCGCGACUCCACCAUUGCUGUGGUAGUCUAUGACAUUACAAACUUGAAUUCUUUCCAGCAAACCUCCAAGUGGAUUGAUGAUGUUCGAACAGAGAGAGGAAGUGAUGUCAUCAUCAUGUUGGUGGGGAAUAAAACUGAUCUGGCAGACAAGAGGCAAAUCACUACAGAAGAAGGUGAACAAAGAGCCAAAGAGCUGAAUGUGAUGUUUAUUGAGACCAGUGCAAAGACUGGAUACAAUGUGAAACAGCUUUUCCGUCGUGUGGCUGCUGCUUUACCUGGGAUGGACAGCACACCAGAGAAGAGCAAAGAAGACAUGAUUGACAUCAAACUAGAGAAACCUCCUGAGCAGCCAGUAACGGAGAGCGGUUGCUCCUGCUAACAGGCCCAUCGUGUAGCAGCACAUUCCCCAACCGGCCAGUCUCACUGAAGAACAUCACUGCUCAUUGGCUAGGCAAACCUACUUCGUGGGCUGAAAAACCAAUCUACUAAGCAAGUGAACUCCCUGUUUACUGGUGGGGAGCAGCCCCGGCCGCCCCUCUUACUGCAUGGUAUGAGCCCUGAGUGCAGAAUGAGUGUCCUGUCUUUUAUUUUUAUUUUUUUAUGUUGUUGCACUUUGGCACUGUAGUGCCCUUUACACACUCUCUGUCUCUUUCUCUCUCUUUCUCUCUCUCUCUUUCUCUGUUUCUCUCUCUCUCUCUCUCUCUCUCUCUCUCUCUCUCUCUUCCUCUCUCUUCCCUCUCCCCACUUUGAGCCCCUCUGCUCAGAUAUACCUUUUUGUGAAUGCAAUGAAAAAGCCACCAAGUUAGGGAAAACAAAAGCAAAGUUUGGGGGUGGGCUUUCCCCCUUCCUCAUUGCCUUGCAUCUUAACUACUUCCCUGUCCACUCCAGCCAUGUCUUUCUGUCCUACAUCCCUACUUCCUCUUUUUAAAGGCUACUCCUUUUAAACUAGUCACAGUUUGACUUGGCCUUGCCUUUUUUUUGACAGUGCAGGUGAUCUAUUUCUAGACUUUGCUUCCUGCAGGGCGCACACAAUACUAGCUGCUCAGUUUCUCCUCUCUGCGGAUGGUCUUGGCUAACUCUUGCUCAUCACUUCUAAGGUUUGCCCUACACUCAGCCCCUUAUGUGACACAAAACACUGGAAACCCCUCAACUCUGAUAGCUUGGGCCUUGUUGCUCCCAUUCCUGUGGCAGAGACAUCGCACAGAUUGCUCUCUUCAGUUGGAAUUUCUUCCCAUCUUCCUUGAGGCUGUUGGUGCUUGGUGAAUGUUGGCUGUCAGGUAUGGGGAAAGGAGAGGGUGCGGAGGCCUUGCAGCAUGAGGUUGAGUGGAAAGAGAUCCUCGGAGCGGUUUGUGGGGACCUGGGUCCUUUCUGUUGAUAGCAAAGGCAAACAAUCCCCUAGAAUUCCUCACUAGUGGCAAUAUCUGCCGUGGGCGUCAUUGGUGCUGUUCAGGUUCCUUUCCUGGUCUGUCUUCUGUUCCUCUUCACCUAGGCUGGGAAUUUCUUCACAUGAAGCAGGAGAGCUACAGCAGAUUGAAUGUCAGUGACAGCUGUUUUACUUUCCUAUCCAGGUUGCUACUUAAUGAAAUCAUAUACUACGUCGUAGCUACUUGCUUCUGGUAGUAGACUGGGGGGGAGCAUGUAGUAGCAGUUUCACUUUUGGAAUAGUGUUAAAGCUGUAACAUUGCCAAAACUGAGAUGAGUAGUGACAUGGGUUUAUUAUCAGACCUGGGGGUAGAGGAAUGUACACUGUUGAAGUGACUUUUGUAGUCAUUUCUGAACCUCUGAGUUUCAGGAAUACUUUCAUCUUUCCCCUGCUCUACACCCCUUGUUUCUAACUACUUUAACAGAGCUCUUCAGAAACUGUAGUGGAGGUCUUGUCCAUCUUUCCCAUCCAGAAGUCAAUAGGUUUGUCCAUUGACAGGAGAAAAAAAUAGGUAAGAUGGUUCUAAGCCGUUCACUGCUCUUCUGAUCACCUGGCCUGUGUCAUGCUGGCAGGGGAAUCCUGGUGGGAUGAGAAGGGGCAGCGCAGUGUGAAGGGUGCAAACCGGGGCUACAGCGUCUGGUAGGUUAAUGACAUUCCCCUCGCAGGAGGCCUUGUCGGUCAGUGACGUCUGUGUGUGCACUUUGAAGCCUGCAGAGCUUGCAGAGCAGGGAAGGAACCGUCGCUCUUGUAAUGACCUGGCGCCUGGCGGUCCUUGCUGGAGGAGCAUCCUGCUCACGUGGUGCCAGAGCUGCUCUCCGGCCGCGGUGACUUAUUUGCUGCAAGUUACUUAGCUGCAGGUGACUUACCUCGUGUUCCCGAGAGCCUUGUCCCUUCCUCUCCAUGUGAGCUGGCCUGCAGGAGGAAGCUGGGAUGUUUCCCAUUUCACUCUGGAGUGUCCCCCCUUCUCGCCCCAGAUAGUUGGCGUAGUUGGAGCCCUCUGAACCUCACAGCGGUGGGAAGUUCAGUCCCCUCCUCUGUACAUACUCCCUGUUGUGUGGGAAUUGCUGAUGUUCUGUCAGUGUGUCUGUGUCUGCCGUAGAACAGGUUUUGCUGUCCCCUUCUCACAGGCAGAUGUGCCCUGCCACUGCUGUCGUAUUGUUCGGAGUCACUGGACUUUGGUGGGAGGGAAGUGGGGGGGAGGGGAGACCUUAAGUCAUGGGGGGGGUAACUAGUGAAACGAAAUAGUUCACUUCCCACUGUCUUCUCUAUGGAUGUGUAUAAUAUUGAGUGUGUGUCUCUGGCCCCGCUGUCUCCUAGCUGUUAGCCAAGUAAGUGUGACUAUUAAUAUGAAUAUGGACUGUCUGACCACAGCCGUGUAUCACACUAAAUAAAGUUAUUUCACCAA
This is a messenger RNA of Dromaius novaehollandiae (emu), 3253 nucleotides long. RefSeq names its product RAB41, member RAS oncogene family (gene RAB41). Lineage: Eukaryota; Metazoa; Chordata; Aves; Casuariiformes; Dromaiidae. Gene Ontology annotation, biological process: vesicle-mediated transport. Gene Ontology annotation, molecular function: GTPase activity; GTP binding. The record is from RefSeq and is a predicted model, not a curated record. The transcript is spliced from 9 exons. Bases 172 to 804 code for a protein of 210 amino acids.